AGUAGCAUCCUCUGAGAACAUCUUGCAAAUUGGUUCCUCCGGUUCUGAAGAAUCAAGGGGGGGACAUCCAGUUCGCGAGUUUUAAAAGAGCAACUUUACAAAAUAGUCACAUUGCUUUACAGUUAACGAGUGCCAUUCGUCGCCUCCAUUUUUUUAAAAGACGACAUGGGCGCUCUUACCAUCAUUCGGUUCGGUCUGUUGGUGAAUUGUUUAGUCGUAUCCGUACGAAGUGUCCAAAAUCAAGACCAUGAUUCGAACACUAUCGAGACUUCUGUAGGCAACUCAAGACGAGGUAAACAUGUUCUCCUCCCAACAUCUUUCGUGUACCCUUACAGCCCUUAUCCGUACAACAGCUACGCAUACAGUUACGGCUAUCUCACUCCUAACGCCCUUCAAUUCAGCCCUGUAGUUCACGCAGCACCCCCUUUUCCUACGCAUAUUGCUACAACCGGGCCUUGCUACAACACCAAAGGAGUCUUGGGCAAAUGUACGUCGUUCAGAGACUGUUACCCCUACUUUAAACUACCUGUAGUGGGCAACUUUGACACGUGGGUGAUUGGGAUGUUCGAUACUUGCAGUUACUACACUGAACACGGAAAACAAGUAUUUGGGGUGUGUUGCACAGACCCAACCAAUCAGCCAUUGAACCCACCAGAAUCCUCUAACGACAUAUCAGACACAAUUACAAUCAACAGCGAUUCUCAAGUGUUAUCGAAUUCAAGCGCAAGCACCUACGACGGUGCCAAAUCUCCGGAGAUAUCCAACUGGCCACCUCCACUACCAACUCACCCUCCAGACCACACCAUUCCUCCACUGCCAACCCAUCCCCCAUCACCUGGUUUUCCCGCAUUGGUUACUACAACCAAACCAAUAAUCAUUUUACCGACCACCAAACCACCAAUUUACAAACCCACCAUCAUUACGACCAAAACAACAUCCAGACCGGCCUCCAUCACAACCCCUAUACCCGUGUCUGAUGUUAAUUUGGCUGCGUGCGGUGCUAAAAAUGGGGUUCCAGAUCAGGAAAGGAUUGUGGGAGGGCAUAACGCAGAUAUCAACGAAUGGCCUUGGAUCGCGGCAUUGUUCAACGGUGGAAGACAAUUUUGUGGAGGUUCAUUGAUCGAUAAUAUUCACAUAUUGUCGGCUGCUCAUUGCGUGGCGCAUAUGAGCUCUUGGGAUGUCGCUCGACUAACAGUAAGGCUUGGAGACUACAAUAUCAAAACGAAUUCAGAAGUGAGACACAUCGAAAAGAAAGUGAAGAGAGUAGUCAGACAUAGAGGGUUUGACUCGAGAACCUUGUACAACGACAUUGCUUUGUUAACCCUGGACAGUCCCGUCGAAUUCACUUCCCAAAUUAGACCAGUUUGCUUGCCAGCUGGCUCUGGAUCUAGAGAUUGGUCUGGUUCAACUGCGACCGUCAUUGGUUGGGGAAGUCUUAGAGAAAGCGGUCCUCAACCUUCGGUUCUUCAAGAAGUUAACAUUCCAAUUUGGAGCAAUAGAGACUGCAAAUUGAAAUAUGGGCAUGCAGCCCCUGGUGGUAUUGUAGAUCAUAUGAUAUGCGCUGGUCAAGCCAAUAAAGACUCUUGUAGUGGUGACAGCGGAGGUCCGUUGAUGGUUAAUUCGGGAAAAUGGACGCAAGUGGGUAUCGUUUCUUGGGGCAUCGGAUGCGGCAAGGGCCAAUAUCCGGGUGUGUACACCAGAGUUGAGAAGUUUUUGCCCUGGAUACAAAAAAAUUUAAAGCAAUGAACGCGAAUAAGUGUUUUCAAUAACUGAAUUAUUUUAGCUAAUAUAUAAUGUGACGUACUAUGUACUUCAGUGGGCGAAAAUUAACUUAUUUUAAUAUAAUUUCAAUAUCGUCCUGCCAUAUUGCAUGUAUGGUACGAUUUUGUACCCACCCCCCAUAUAAAUGUAAAAAAUGAAUACGACAGUUUUUUGUUUUUUAUUUAUUUGUUUUGUUUGACUAUCAUAAAGAUGUUGUUUGUGCUGCAUAA
Cylas formicarius (sweet potato weevil) is the source of this 1991-nucleotide messenger RNA. RefSeq names its product proclotting enzyme. The record is from RefSeq and is a predicted model, not a curated record. Bases 166 to 1746 code for a protein of 526 amino acids. Gene Ontology annotation, molecular function: serine-type endopeptidase activity. The transcript is spliced from 7 exons. Gene Ontology annotation, biological process: proteolysis. NCBI's taxonomy places the organism in Eukaryota, Metazoa, Arthropoda, Insecta, Coleoptera, Brentidae.